AUGUUGGAGGAGAGGGGUAGUUUGUGGUAUAGGGUGUUGGUAUGGAGAAAAUGGGGGGGGGGGGGGGGAGAGUUGAAAAUAGGGGCAGCAGGGGGCUCUGUGUGGUGGCAUAGUGCAGAUAGAAUUUGUCAAGGGCUGGGAUCGAAUGUUAGUGGGUGGAUGCAUGAUAAUAAUAAGGUGGGGAGUGGGAGGAGAGACAUGGUGUUGGCGGAGGAUGUUGUUUGCGUGGGAGGAAGAGUUGGUGGGGGAAUGGAUUCGGGUGUUAGAGACAGUGGAUUUGCAGGAGCUGUGUGGGUUAAUUGGAAAGCUCGGAAUCAGCUGAUUUUUCAAAAUUUGAGCUUGUCGGUUAUGAAAAUUGUUGAAAAGGCUAAGUUACAAUCGUAUUGGUGGUUGAAAUCUUAUUUUGUGAGUUUCGGGGUUAGUUAUCAUAUUUGGAGGAGAAAUCCUAUGAAUUUCAAUUGGCGUAAAUCCAUGAAGGUACUCAUCUUGGGAACCAGCUAUUUCAAAGCUAAGAAACAUGUUAUAUUCAUCGAAAGGAAAUCAUACAUAUGGUGGAGGGAUCUUAGGAUUUCCUUGGUGUCCUUUGGAAAUGAACCAAAUUGGUUCGGUAACUGUAUUUCCUGCAUGUUAGGGAAUGGCUCGGUACCUAAAAGAACAAGAAUAACAAUAACAUAUAUUGAUUCCAAUAUUCUCACCAAUUCUUAUGAUGGAAAGAAUAGUUAUGGCCGAGGUAGAGGUUCUAAUUAUGGAGGCAAUAUAAGGAGUAAUUCAAGGUCUAUACUCAAUUUAAAAGAUAUGGUUACACAAAUUGCACGAGAAGGCCAAACUUACGGACUCUUUGCAAGAGGAUGCGAAGACUUAUGGCUCUCCCUCUACCCUUGCUUCCCGGAGGAGGAUCAGAAAAAUAUUCAUCACGAGGCCAAGGCUAAUGUCAAGACCCUAAACACUAUUGAAGAUGAUGUUGUCGGUCUAAAGGUGACUCUCCAUAGUUCCCUUCAAUGGACUAUGCAAUCUAUGUAUGAGGUCCACGAUCAGGUCAUGGAACACGUAAUGAGGUUCUGCCUCACUACUCCAAUUCUCGUUGAAUACCUAAGCCCAUUCCAAGCUACUCUCGAGGGGGAUCUAGAGGGAGAUCCUGGUACUACAGCUCCAGGUGCUUUCUUAUGA
Messenger RNA from Vicia faba (fava bean), 1167 nucleotides. The record is from the annotation of a GenBank genome assembly. Lineage: Eukaryota; Viridiplantae; Streptophyta; Magnoliopsida; Fabales; Fabaceae.